Messenger RNA from Sesamum indicum (sesame), 3984 nucleotides. NCBI's taxonomy places the organism in Eukaryota, Viridiplantae, Streptophyta, Magnoliopsida, Lamiales, Pedaliaceae. The record is from RefSeq and is a predicted model, not a curated record.
UACUGAACUUUUACUUUGGAAUUUUUUGUGGAAGUUGCAGAAUUGUAGAAACGCCGAGUGAGAAGCAGUCCCGCCGACUCGGGGCCUCUACUCCUCCGUCUCAACUUGCAGAGCCCUAACACCCCCAGGCCACUCGACAUUAUCCGGACCCACAGCAAGAGAUAAUUUCUGGUUGAAUCAACAGAAGAAGUGAGAUGUCAAGGUUUCAUGUUGGUGGGAAAGUGGUAGAUACUGUUGAUUUAUUGCGAAAGAGGCAUUGGGGAUGGCGUUUGGAUAUGUGGCCUUUCACGAUUCUCUAUGGAGUGUGGCUGGCAGCUGUAGUCCCUAGCCUGGAUUUCGGGGAUGCCUCAAUAGUUUUGGGCGGUAUUUUGGCAUUUCAUGUUCUGGUUUUUCUGUUCACAGUGUGGUCUGUGGACUUCAAAUGCUUUGUGCAGUAUUCUAAGGUUAAUGAUAUUUACCGGGCGGAUGCCUGCAAAAUUACUCCAGCUAAAUUUUCUGGCUCGAAAGAAGUUGUGCCCCUUCACUUUCGUAAGCUGGCAGGUUCAUCUACAUCAUUGGAUACGGAGGAAAUCUACUUUGAUUUCAGGAAGCAACGCUUUAUAUACUCACAGGAGAAAAAUACCUUUUGUAAGCUUCCUUAUCCAUCCAAGGAAACAAUUGGGUAUUAUCUCAAGAGUACUGGUUAUGGUACAGAAGCUAAAAUUGUGGCUGCUACUGAGAAAUGGGGAAGGAAUGUAUUUGAAUAUCCUCAACCCACAUUCCAAAAAUUGAUGAAAGAGCAAAUCAUGGAACCAUUUUUUGUAUUCCAGGUUUUCUGUGUGGGCCUGUGGUGUUUGGACGAAUACUGGUAUUAUAGUCUAUUCACUCUAUUCAUGCUCUUCAUGUUUGAGUCAACAAUGGCAAAAAGCCGUCUGAAGACUCUGUCUGAGCUUAGACGUGUAAAAGUGGAUAGCCAGACUUUGAUGGUGUAUCGUUGUGGAAAGUGGGUUAAACUCUCUGGGACAGAACUUCUACCUGGUGAUGUUGUGUCUAUUGGACGCUCUACUGGUCUAGACGGAGGUAUCAGUAAUAGGUAGAGGAGCUGAUGAGAAACUAUCAGCUAGACGAGAUAAAGCACAUGUUCUUUUUGGUGGUACAAAAAUAUUACAGCACACACCAGAUAAGACAUUUCACUUGAAAGCCCCUGAUGGAGGCUGCGUGGCAGUGGUACUGCGAACUGGAUUUGAAACAAGUCAAGGGAAGCUAAUGCGCACUAUAUUAUUUUCUACUGAGAGGGUUACUGCAAAUAGCUGGGAAAGUGGACUAUUUAUUUUGUUCUUAGUCGUAUUUGCUUUGAUAGCUGCUGGUUAUGUCCUUAAGAAGGGGCUCGAGGAUCCAACAAGAAGUAGAUACAAGCUUCUUCUGAGUUGUUCAUUGAUUAUUACUUCUGUGAUACCUCCUGAACUUCCAAUGGAGCUGUCAAUAGCUGUUAAUACAUCAUUGAUUGCACUAGCACGCCGUGGGAUAUACUGUACAGAACCAUUUAGAAUUCCAUUUGCUGGAAAGGUUGAUAUAUGCUGUUUUGAUAAGACUGGGACACUAACAUCCGAUGACAUGGAAUUUUCUGGAGUUGGUGGUUUGACUGACAGUGAAGACUUGGAAACAGAAAUGUCUAAAGUGCCUGAUCGAACUUUGGAAAUUCUUGCUUCUUGUCAUGCUUUGGUCUUUGUGGAUAAUAAGCUGGUUGGUGAUCCGCUUGAGAAGGCUGCACUGAAAGGAAUUGAGUGGACAUACAAAUCAGAUGAAAAAGCCAUGCCAAAAAAGGGAGGUGCCAGUUCUGUCCAGAUUGUACAAAGGCAUCACUUUGCUUCUUACUUAAAAAGAAUGGCAGUCGUUGUCCGUGUUCAAGAGCAGUUUUUUGCUUUUGUUAAGGGUGCGCCAGAAACCAUUCAGGAAAGGCUUGUUGAUGUGCCUUCAUGGUAUGUUAACACUUACAAGAAACACACACGUCAAGGAUCUCGUGUUCUAGCUUUGGCAUACAAGUCUCUCCCAGAGAUGACGGUUAGUGAAGCGAGAAGCUUGGACCGAGAGACUGUGGAAAGUGAUCUUACCUUUGCUGGUUUUGCGGUUUUCAAUUGCCCUAUCCGAGCAGAUUCAGCCACUGUGUUAUCUGAACUCAGAGGAUCCUCACAUGAUUUGGUCAUGAUUACCGGGGAUCAAGCAUUGACAGCUUGCCAUGUUGCUCGCCAAGUUAAUAUUAUCUCAAAACCGGCACUAAUUCUUGGCCGUGCACAAGGUAAUGAAGGAUAUGAGUGGGUUUCUCCAGAUGAGACAUAUACGACUACCUACAGGGAGAAUGAGGUUGAAGCUCUGUCUGAAGCUCAUGAUCUUUGCAUUGGAGGUGACUGCAUGGAAAUGUUGCAGCAAACUUCAUCUACCCUUAAAGUUAUUCCAUAUGUAAAGGUAUUCGCUCGAGUUGCCCCUGAGCAAAAGGAACUUAUUAUCACUACAUUUAAAUCGGUGGGAAGGGUCACCCUGAUGUGUGGUGAUGGCACCAAUGAUGUUGGAGCUCUGAAGCAGGCACAUGUUGGGGUAGCUCUGCUUAAUGCAAUACCUCCAACAACAAAUCAGAAGUCUGCCUCUCAAGCAUCAUCAAAAAGUGAAACUGAAAAAGCUGCAAAAGCGAAGAAACUUAAGUCAACUGGUGGAAAUGGAGAGAAUCCUUCAAAGAGCCGUGCUGUUUCUAAGUUAGAAUCUACUAGUAACCAAGCUGCAAAUCGUCAUCUGACAGCUGCAGAAAUGCAGCGCCAAAAGCUGAAGAAACUAAUGGAUGAGCUAAAUGAGGACGGUGACGGUCGCUCUGCUCCAGUUGUUAAGCUGGGGGAUGCCUCUAUGGCGUCACCAUUUACGGCAAAGCAUGCUUCAGUUGCUCCCACAACCGACAUAAUCCGUCAGGGUCGUAGUACUCUUGUGACCACACUCCAAAUGUUCAAGAUACUCGGACUUAACUGCCUUGCUACCGCCUAUGUCCUGAGUGUAAUGUACUUAGACGGCGUGAAACUGGGUGAUGUUCAGGCCACAAUUAGUGGGGUUUUCACUGCCGCCUUCUUUCUGUUUAUCUCGCAUGCUUCCCCACUUCCUACCCUUUCAGCUGAGCGGCCCCAUCCUAAUAUCUUCUGCUCUUACGUUUUCCUCUCUCUCCUUGGUCAAUUCACCAUUCACAUUUUCUUCUUGAUAACGUCAGUUAACGAGGCUGGGAAGUACAUGCCAGACGAGUGCAUCGAGCCGGACUCAGAUUUUCAUCCCAACCUUGUGAAUACGGUUUCUUACAUGGUAGGGAUGAUGCUACAGGUGGCCACCUUUGCUGUGAACUAUAUGGGCCAUCCUUUCAAUCAGAGCAUCUCACAAAACAGGCCGUUUUUGUAUUCCCUUCUGGGUGCUGUUGUUUUUUUCACGGUCAUUACUUCCGACUUAUUCAGGGACUUGAAUGAUUGGCUGAAGUUGGUCCCACUGCCCAGAGAACUGAGGAAUAAGCUGAUGAUAUGGGCUUUCCUUACAUUUAUCAUUUGUUAUACGUGGGAGAGAUUGUUGAGGUGGGCCUUCCCUGGUAAGAUGCCUUCUUGGAAGAAGAAGCAACGGCUGGCUGCGGGAAGUGUGGAAAAGAAGAACGCUUAAACCUAUAGGAUUUUGGAUUGAUGUACAAGGUCUUGAUGGUAAUGGUUAAGACCGACCGCAUUGUAUGUCAGAGAGAUGAUAAUUUUUCUUAGGUACUUGCAUUCUGAUGUAGCACAUCAUGAGAAGUUCUAAUAUAUAGGAAUUUUGUGAUGCAUUCAGAUAGGGCAUUAUGAGAACAAUCCCAAUUUUUCUGGUUGGGGUGGGGGAGGUAUUAUUUUCAUGUAAAAUUAUUUAUCAGCGUGAGUAGCGGCAGUGGCCUGUUUUAAUGGGGACCAUUUUGUCUCGGAUACUUUAACUUGGACUAACAAGGAUUUUAUUUAGACUUUGGUA